This is a messenger RNA of Phytophthora nicotianae INRA-310, 2775 nucleotides long. RefSeq lists its product as hypothetical. The transcript has 9 exons. The record is from RefSeq and is a predicted model, not a curated record. NCBI's taxonomy places the organism in Eukaryota, Oomycota, Peronosporomycetes, Peronosporales, Peronosporaceae. Bases 1 to 2775 code for a protein of 924 amino acids.
AUGGCGUUCGCUUCGCGUUGGAGGGAGCUGAAAAAGGAUGGCUGGAGGUCAAGACGCCCAACUGGGCUGUCUAACCAUUUCACGUAUCUCAAGCCAGGCAAAACAAAGAAGGAUGUAAGAAGGACAGACUAUUUUGUUGGGGAGGAAGAGUUGAUGCGAUACCUGGACACGCUGGACCUCGCCGAGCUCGCCCGGGAAAAGCAGCGCAAUGAGGGGCAUGUAGCGGCCUCACUGGCUUCGGAAAGCUCAGAUAAAGCUCACGCAGGAAGCGCUGGAAGCGCUGGAACAGAACAACCUGCUGGUGAAGCUGCACACGAAAACUCUGCUGAUGCUGGCGAAGAUAAUGUGGGCGCUUCGCUGCGCAACGAAAGCUUGCUCGCACAAGGCAACCGACUUACAACGCCAUCUCCAGAGAACAACGCAGUCAUAGUUGAAGGGUCGCCUCUUGGCAUGUCGUAUUCAUCUGCGGACGAGUCUGUUGAGAGCAACGAAUCCGAGUCAUUGCCAGGCUCAUCACGGAACCCCAGGAACCUCGAAAGCGCGUUUCAGGACGCAGACGUCACCAGCAAUCACGAAGAAGUGGCCUCGUCUAAUGCGGAGCUCACAGACAAAGCAGAUCUUGUUGGCGAUGGAUACGUGCGCUUGGAAUCUGACUCCGAAAAUGAUGAAGGUGUGAGCUGGGAUGCUGAUGAUUUGCUGGCCGACAAUAGCCAUCCCUUGGAUGAUGAAGAAAUUCCACCACCGCCCGAAAUGCUAUUUGACCGGUCGCUACUUGAUGCUGUUGGAGGUGUUGGAACAGUGGAGCGUGGGCCGUUACCCAUAGAGCUUCUUGGGGAGAUGGCAGAGCGAGGUUGGUCUGCACCAACAACACAGACGCCGUACGACUAUCUAAUGGAACCGUAUGAGCCUCGACCUACCAACGCAAUGCUUGACGACUAUCCACGGCUAUACCAGGGGGAGUUCGGUCCCACAUCACGAGCUCUAUUAGCUGCUGCAACGCCAUCUGGGGCAUUCUUGUACUUUGCACAGCCUGCGCUGUGGGACGAUAUUGCUAGUGCCAGUGAGGAUUACUACCACGAGAGCCUUGACGACCGUGUAGAAGGGCAAUUCGCUAAGCAAGUGGCAAGGGAAACGAAGCAUCCUGGCUUCAAGCGAAAAACUCGCGAACAGAUUCGAGAGGAGCUGGAGCAGGCUGCGGCAAUAACGGGGCGAGAGCUGUGUGUGUUCAUCGGGCUGCUGAUUGCAAGAAGUGUUUGCCCGAACAAGGAGAAACUUGAGAACCACUGGAAAACCGUGGAUGAGGGGGCGAUUCCUCGCGGGUGUUUCGGUCAGUUCAUGGUUCGUGAUCGGUUCAUGCACAUCUCUCGUAACUUGCAUUUUAGCUCCAACUCGGAUGAGCGUGCACGUACCGAUAAGGCGUGGAAAUUGAGGCCUGUGAUUGAUGCCUUGCAGGCACGCUUCCAGUCUGGCUACAUACCCCCAGCAGUUAUGGCUUUUGACGAGGCCAUGCUGCCUUCUCGUUCGAGUUUCAAUAAAAUGCGGGUGUACAUGAAAGACAAGCCCCAUAAAUGGGGGACAAAGCUAUUCAUGCUUUGCUGCAGUACAACGGCGUAUUGCAUUCGUUUUGAAGUUUACCUUGGUAAACAAGCCCAAGAAAGUCAGUCCACUGAUUACAAGUCUGGCCCUGCCGCUGUAACACGGAACCUCGAGCACGUUUUCGGCCCAACAGGACCUGGAACAGGAGCAAUGCGGCUUGUUGUGACGGACAGAUACUACACGUCGGUUCCGUUAGCGAUGCAGAUGCUCACGAAAGGCUACUACACCAUCGGGACGAUUCGUACCGAUAGGCGCGGGCUUCCGGUGUCGCUGGUUGGUAAGAAGGCAAAAAAGGGAGAAAAAAAGGUGAAGGCGCCUCGCAGUCGUCCAGCAAAUAUCGACAGAGGUACUUACACUGUUACGGAAUCAAAUGCUGUCCCUGGCUUGCGGGCUUUGCGCUGGUGGCUGGAUCGUGUAGUUCGUCGUGACAAAUUGAGCGGGCAACAAGCGGAAGUGGCAUGUCCUCGCAUUCUAAAAGAUUAUCAGACUUUCAUGGGGGGAGUCGACGUACACGACCAGUUGAGACUACAGAGGUACUCUCUCCAAUUGGCGAUCAAGUACAAGAAAUAUUACAAGUCACUCUUUUUGGGACUCGUUGAUCUAGCGAUUAUAAAUGCCUACAUCGUCUACAACCAGCGUCGAUCGAAGGAUGGCCUGCGGAAGGUGUCGCACGUAAAGUUUCUGAAGCAACUGCAUCUCGAGUUGUGCCAGCUCCGCGACAGGGAUUGGGAGUCGCUACGCACUAAUGAGGCACUCCAGUCGACCCCAGCGAGGGCUCAAUCCCGUCAGGCUGCCACGCGUCACAUGCCUGUGCCGAACAACGAAUGGCGCCCUGGGAACAACCACGAAGGCCGCAAGAGGCGCACCAGGGCGUGCAAGGUUUGCUCUCUAAUGAAGGGUGUGGAUGAAGAGGGUGUCGCUGGUGGCGGUUCUUCAAUAUUUUGCAGUGACUGCAAGCUGAAGCUGAAGACACGAAAGAAGAAGAGAGAAACGUCAGACGAAGAGCGUGCUAAAGAGGCAAAGGCACGCCGUGUCUUUCUGUGCGACAAGGCCUGGAAGAACGGCACCUCCCUGCCAUCGACGGUCGCGGAGCGGAAGAUUCGGGCGCGCAUUCCUGCAGAUCUGGACCAUGCCGACUACUCCAGCGAUGAUGGUAGCUCCCGGCGCUCCGACAAUUGA